Sabethes cyaneus is the source of this 2587-nucleotide messenger RNA. It is a transcript of the gene Arr2, whose product is annotated as arrestin homolog. Lineage: Eukaryota; Metazoa; Arthropoda; Insecta; Diptera; Culicidae. The transcript is spliced from 4 exons. The record is from RefSeq and is a predicted model, not a curated record. Bases 101 to 1297 code for a protein of 398 amino acids. Gene Ontology annotation, biological process: signal transduction; G protein-coupled receptor internalization. Gene Ontology annotation, molecular function: G protein-coupled receptor binding. Gene Ontology annotation, cellular component: cytoplasm.
UUUUAAUUGAGCAAGCGUUUCUUAGUGAAUCGCACUAGUGAUAUCAAAAACAGUUCGUGAACAGUUUAGUUAGCAAAGUUUAUAGAAAAAAAAUCUAGCGAUGGUUGUCGCCGUGAAAGUUUUCAAAAAAGCCACUCCAAAUGGCAAAAUCACCGUCUACCUGGGCAAGCGUGACUUCAUCGACCAUGUCGACUACUGUGAACCCGUCGACGGUGUCGUCGUGCUGGACCAGGAUUACCUGCGCGGUCGCAGGGUCUACGGACAGCUAAUCACCACCUACCGCUAUGGUCGCGAAGAGGACGAAGUCAUGGGGGUCAAGUUUUCCAAGGAGAUGGUCCUGUGCAAGGAGCAGGUCUUCCCGAUGGUGAACUCCAAGAUGGAGAUGACCCCGAUGCAGGAGCGUCUGGUCAAGAAACUGGGCGCCAAUGCGUACCCCUUCACAUUCCACUUCCCGAACAUGUCACCAAGCUCGGUGACAUUGCAAGCCGGCGAGGACGACCAGGGCAAACCCCUCGGUGUCGAAUACUCGAUCAAGAUCUACGUCGGCGAAGAGGAUGAGGAGAAGGGCCACAAGCGUAGCAGCGUGACUCUGCUGAUCAAGAAACUGCAGCAUGCUCCGGCCACCCGUGGACGCCGCCUGCCAUCGUCGCUGGUAAGCAAGGGAUUCACCUUCUCCCAGGGUAAAAUCAACCUGGAGGUCACCCUGGACCGCGAGGUGUACUACCAUGGCGAGAAGAUCUCCGCCAACAUUGUGAUCACCAACAACUCGCGGAAGACGGUCAAGAGCAUCAAAUGCUUCGUCGUGCAGCACUGCGAGGUCACGAUGGUCAACGCUCAGUUCAGCAAACAUAUCGCAUCGCUGGAGACCCGCGAGGGUUGCCCAAUUACACCAGGAGCUAGCUUCACCAAGUCAUUCUUCUUGGUUCCACUGGCUUCCAGCAACAAGGAUCGCCGAGGAAUUGCCCUCGACGGACACCUGCGUGACGAGGACGUCAACCUAGCCUCGUCGACCCUGAUCGGUGAGGGCAAGAACCACGGUGAUGCCAUGGGUAUCAUCAUCUCGUACUCGCUACGGGUUAAGCUGAACUGCGGAACCCUCGGCGGAGAGCUGCAGACUGACGUUCCAUUCAAGCUGCUGACCCCAGCACCCGGAACCGUUGAUCGCGAGCGUGUCAAUGCGCUGAAGAAGAUGAAGUCCAUUGAGCGCCACCGCUACGAGAACUCUCACUACGCCGACGACGAUGACAACAUUGUCUUCGAGGACUUUGCUCGGCUGCGAAUGAACGAACCAGAAUAAGCGAAAUCUGCUUUGCAGGUCAGCAGCUUCCAACAAGUGCUUUAGUUUUUAGUUUCUUGCAGCAGUUACGUUCUCACAGCACUUUCCGUUCUUGAUUUAGUGAUCGUUACGGCAAGCCUAUCAUUGCAAGACAACCUUCUAUCGAGAAACUAUGUGAUAUUUCAAAUAGUUGAUUUGCCUCUCUGCUUUGAAAGUCAUUUUAGUUUUCUAUAUUUAGUUUUAAAAGACAUAAAAAAGACAAAAAAGUAACAAAAAAAUAAGCAAUAAGUAACACGACCGUUUCGAUUCAUCGAUUGAUUGAAAAAAAAAAACAACAACUGCGCAGUUGGCGAAAUUAACAAAGGAUAUUAAUUUUCAGCAAGUGAAUUAAUCGGUCAAUCGAACACAUACACAAGCCAAAUAACGAUACCAGAAGUGAAACGAAUCGAAAAAAAUGACAAAUAAGCUACACACUCGGUGCGUCUGCUUGCACGAAGAUCUUACGACCAUCGAAGGCCUUGGUGCAACCAGGAACCGAACUUAGAUUUAGGGGUUUGAAAACAAUUUCUAACUAUUCUGCAGAUGACGUUAUACUUAUAUGAAACAUGGAGUUAUGACAAGCAAGUAAUUCAAAACAUCAAAAUUCGGACCCUAACCCGAUUGUACGAACUGCUCGAGUUCGGUGUGCGUGUUUCGAGCGGUUCGCCUUCUUGGGUUCGGAGCAGAAUUUUAGAUUUUUUUCUUUUUUAACAAAAGGCCGAAUAAUUCUCAUGCGACAAAGCAAAAAAAAAGCAGCCGCGUGAAAACUAUUCGCCCAUGCAAACAAUUCGAGAGCAACACAGGAUGGUACUUAGGUUAAGUCUGGAAAAUCCUCCUUCUCGGAACCGCGAGAGAGACCCGAUGGGGCAUUGAGAUUGUGUGUACCGCAUUUCGAAGUGUGCCUAGGUCUUCGCGAUUCGGUAGCCGCAGGAUUUUCGAUUGCAGCGCUCAGUUUCCAAAGCGUCACCUAAAAAUGCAACAGAUGCCUAAGCCAAUCUAGUAGUUUGGGUCAACCGAAAAAGCGGUUGAAACCGGUUUUAGUUUAGCUUCUUCUGUUAUGUUCAAUGUAAAUGAAAAGUGCAAAUAAAAAAAUCGAUAUUAUCAAUAUCAAGUUACUUUUUACAUUCAGGCAGCAAACAAACAAACCAAAAAUGAUGGUAUUCUAGAAGACUGUAAUAGUUUCUGUUGUGUUUGUUGAUUUGUAUUUAUCAUUGUAUAGUUUACGGUAAAAAACAUAAACAACAUUGGCAAUAAUUAUUCGAAUUUAACAGC